AUGGAAAACGAUCACGAACCCACCGAAGCUGAUUCCCCGGCUGAGGAAAUCGAAUCUCCCGUCGAGGUUCCUAAGCCUCUUCAUCCCUCAACUCCCCCUCAUUUGCCGUCCCUCGAUAUUACCACAGGCAUAUCCUCCUCUUCGACACAUCUCGGUCAGGUCAAUGCUGCUCGGCGGGGUGCUGCACCCCCGCAACUUCCCCAGGCCUCGAUGAGUGCCACUGGCACUAUGGCAUUGAACCAGGAUAUUAUGGCAAGAAUGAAAGCAUUCUCCCUCUCCCGACAAGGUCCGUUGCCACAUGCUGUGUCUACAGGAGCAAUACCUACCGCCCGCGAUAAUGGACCAACCGGUGGUGCGCUGGCCGGUCGCCUACCACCGGUCGCACGACCGAGCAGCCAGAACUGGGCUUCCUCCCCCACAGUACCUUCUGUUGCGUCCAACGCUCCAUCUCCGAACAUUGGGGGUCUGGCCGCCAAGCGCAUGAAGCCAGGCCUGAAGCUGUCAGACGUGACGGGCGGACCACCAUCACUAUCUCUAAAAUCAACAGACCCAGCACCUGCAGAACAGAAUGGAGGGGAGACAGCGUUUAGUAAAUACUCAGAAUUUAUCGACACGAAUGCUGGGACCUUGAAUUUCAAGAAUAAGGCCAUUCUACAUGGCGGCGGUGUUGAGUUUUCCUCUGGACACAGUUUCAAGAUCUCGCUCGAUGAAGUCGAUCGGUUAGACGAGCUGGGUAAAGGAAAUUAUGGAACAGUUUACAAGGUUCGACACAGCCGACCACACCUUCGAAAACCUGGGUUGGGUCUGAGCGGGAUUGUGAGCCAUGCGCCAGGCCAGGAUGCCCCGAGUCCGGACUUUGGGAUCUCCGAUAAUCUUUCUGGAGUAAUUAUGGCUAUGAAGGAGAUUCGGCUAGAAUUGGAUGAGGCCAAGUUUGCGCAGAUCAUCAUGGAGUUGGAUAUUCUGCACCGAUGUACCUCGCCUUUCAUCAUCGACUUCUACGGAGCGUUUUUCCAAGAAGGCGCAGUGUACAUGUGCGUCGAGUACAUGGACGGUGGUUCCAUCGACAGGAUCUACGAGGGAGGUGUGCCAGAGAAUAUCCUACGAAAGGUGGCAUUGUCUACUGUUAUGGGAUUGAAAGCGCUCAAGGAUGAACACAACAUUAUUCAUCGUGACGUGAAGCCUACGAAUAUCCUGGCCAACAGCAAGGGCCAGAUCAAGAUCUGUGAUUUUGGAGUCAGUGGAAACUUGGUUGCCAGCAUCGCAAAGACCAAUAUCGGCUGCCAAAGCUACAUGGCACCAGAGCGUAUCGCAGGUGGUGGCAUGCAACAAUCAGGCGCGACAAGCGGAGGCACAUAUAGUGUGCAGAGCGAUAUUUGGAGUCUGGGAUUGUCUAUCAUCGAAUGCGCCAUGGGAAGAUACCCGUAUCCACCGGAAACAUUCACCAAUAUCUUCAGCCAGCUUCACGCAAUCGUUCAUGGCGAUCCCCCCACUCUCCCAGACAGUGGAUUUUCGGAAGAGGCCCACGCAUUUGUCCGGGCCUGUCUUGAUAAGAACCCAAAGAACCGCCCCUCUUACAGCAUGCUUUUGAGACACCCGUGGCUCGAACCACUUUUGCGACCUCCAACCGAAGAAGCCGAGGAAUCCGAGGAACCCGAGGAAGCAGAGGCCAAAGCUGACGCUGAUGCUGAAAGCGAAACUGCCCCGACCGAAAUAAAUCCAUCCUCUGCAAUGGAGGAUAAGGAGGUCGCCAAAUGGGUCAUUAAGCAACUCGAACUUCGUCAAAGCGGCGAAUUACACGGCGUGGAUAAACCAGCUCUCCAUGCAGUGGCUCUGGACCAGGUGGUUACCAGUCCCAUACACGAUGAAUUCAAAGAAGUAUCAUAG
This is a messenger RNA of Penicillium taxi, 1884 nucleotides long. RefSeq names its product mitogen-activated protein kinase kinase PBS2 (gene pbs2). The transcript has 2 exons. Lineage: Eukaryota; Fungi; Ascomycota; Eurotiomycetes; Eurotiales; Aspergillaceae. Gene Ontology annotation, molecular function: MAP kinase kinase activity; ATP binding. Gene Ontology annotation, biological process: MAPK cascade; protein phosphorylation; cellular hyperosmotic response. The record is from RefSeq and is a predicted model, not a curated record. The coding region runs from base 1 to 1884 and encodes 627 amino acids.